Cooperia oncophora is the source of this 1059-nucleotide messenger RNA. Lineage: Eukaryota; Metazoa; Nematoda; Chromadorea; Rhabditida; Trichostrongylidae. The record is from the annotation of a GenBank genome assembly.
AUGAGCUUGCACGGCCCGAACAGUACUCCUUCAAAUUCGAAUGAAUCCGUCGGCAAACUUGCCAUAGUCCGCACUUCUAAUCAAACCUCCUCCAACAACACCGGAAGUGUCGGAGACGGCGAACACCUGGAGGAAAUCGAUGUCGAUUUUGCUGCAGAAUAUGAUGAAGAAGCGGACGAUGGCAUCGAUCAGCCUCAAAUGGGAACUCGGGCAGAUAAGUCCUUAGGUCUUUUGACCCAACGAUUUAUACGAUUAUUAGAGUGUUCUGCUGGCGGGAUUUGUGAUUUGAAUCAGGCAGCGGAGGCAUUGAACGUCCGGCAAAAGAGGCGAAUUUACGAUAUAACAAAUGUUUUGGAAGGGAUUGGGCUCAUUGAGAAGAAAUCUAAAAAUGUUAUACAAUGGAAAGCUGGUGAUUUGCUCAAAGCCGAUGAAAAAGAAGAUGAACCUGGUGUGAUUUCUCAUCUCGAAAGUUUACAAUCAGAAAUGGCGCAGUUGCGAGAUGAGGAGAAUGCUUACGAUGAACACAUCAAAUGGCUUCAACAGAGUAUGCGGAACGUGUGUGAAUCGUCAAAAAACCAACGAUGUGCAUACAUAACCCAGGCAGACCUUCAGAAAGCGUUUCCUUUCUCCAACACGUUCGCCGUGCAGGCGCCUCCUGGAACAAACGUGGAAGUGAUACCGCCAAGGUUCGGAGGCGUCACUGAAUCACGUUAUGUGCUUCGAUUAUCGAGCUCAUGUGGUCCUAUUACUGCCGUUUUUGCGAACAAAUCUGAGAGUCGAGCCAGGGUCUACAGGGCAGUCGUGGAUCCUAGCCGAUAUCCGCAGGUUGAACAUGGGCUAUACACCUCAGUCAGAGAUGAUUCCGUUCCAGUCUUUGAGGAAGAUGACGAAGAAACAUCAAGGACAUCACGAAGGCGACGAAUAGAAGAAGUGAAGAGUGAUCGAUCCACGACGGGAAGUUCAUUAAUACAAAUCCAACCGCCUCCUAACCAUGAAGAUUACCAGUUUCGGGUCAGAAAUUAUAGCAGUGCUUUUGACUUGUUUGUUGAUGAGAUAUAG